GAGGAUAAGGUCCACAUGCCAGUGGACUGCAUCAGCAUCCGCAUGGGACAUGAAUGUCAGGAUAUUCAGCCUCCAGAUGGGAAGGCAAAAGACUGCUGCAGAUUGUUUGCCGAGAUGGGAAAAACCAUCAGUCUUUGUGCAGAAAGCACAGAUGAUUAUUUGGCCUGGAAAUGUACACUUCAGGAUGCCAGGACAAACACAGCUUAUGUUGGCUCAGAAGUCCUGUACGAUGAGACUGCCGUGGCUUCCUCCCCACCUCCUUACGCAGCCUAUGCUGCACCAGCCCCUGAGCAAGCAUGUGGCUAUGGUCCAUACAGUGGUGCACACCCGCCAGGAACUCAAGUUGUCUAUGCUGCGAACGGGCAGGCUUAUGCCGUACCCUAUCAGUGCCCGUAUGCCGGACUUUACGGACAGCAGCCUGCCAACCUAGUCACCAUUCGUGCGCAGUAUCGAGACAAUGACAGUGACCUGGCGUUGGGCAUGCUGGCUGCAGCAGCCACAGGCAUGGCCUUAGGGUCCCUGUUCUGGGUCUUCUAG
This is a messenger RNA of Balaenoptera ricei (Rice's whale), 537 nucleotides long. RefSeq names its product pleckstrin homology domain-containing family B member 2-like. The transcript has a single exon. The record is from RefSeq and is a predicted model, not a curated record. Gene Ontology annotation, cellular component: membrane. Lineage: Eukaryota; Metazoa; Chordata; Mammalia; Artiodactyla; Balaenopteridae. The coding region runs from base 16 to 537 and encodes 173 amino acids. Gene Ontology annotation, biological process: regulation of cell differentiation.